Messenger RNA from Xenopus laevis (African clawed frog), 2465 nucleotides. RefSeq names its product fucosyltransferase 9 (alpha (1,3) fucosyltransferase) L homeolog (gene fut9.L). Gene Ontology annotation, biological process: glycoprotein biosynthetic process. The coding region runs from base 466 to 1545 and encodes 359 amino acids. Lineage: Eukaryota; Metazoa; Chordata; Amphibia; Anura; Pipidae. Gene Ontology annotation, molecular function: alpha-(1->3)-fucosyltransferase activity; 4-galactosyl-N-acetylglucosaminide 3-alpha-L-fucosyltransferase activity; glycosyltransferase activity. The record is from RefSeq and is a predicted model, not a curated record. The transcript has 4 exons. Gene Ontology annotation, cellular component: Golgi cisterna membrane; Golgi apparatus; membrane.
UUCGCACCUCCUCUCCUGGUACCGCGCUCCAUCCCUAAAGCUUUGAACAGAGCUGCAGCCUCUCAGUGUUGGACGGGAUCUGGGAGAGAUGGAGGCAGCUCCGAUCCCCGGGAGCGCACAGCCCCGCAGCAUCGUGCCCCGCGCUUAGCAAGGACUUACCUACAGCUGCUGCUACUGCUGCCCACACUGCUUCCCUCCAGCCGCAUUUACAAAACACAUUCCUCCAGUCUAUGAUGAAGAUGAAGACUUACAAUGAGGAGUCUCAGCUGUACUCUAGAGUCUGGACACACAAACAGCUUGAAGUUCAUGUUGGCUGAUUUGUUUCACAAGACAAAAUAAUAAAGAAAAAGUCAAGACAUCUUAUUGAGCAUCUAUGAUCAACUCCUUAGCAUGCCUGCAGAACUAGAAAAUUGCCCAUAAAGCUACAGAGAACCUGAAGCAAUAGAAUGACAUUAAGGGAAAAUUAUGACAUCAGCAUCUAAAGGAAUCUUACGGCCAUUUUUAGCUGUCAGCGGUGUGUUGGUCUGCUUCAUGAUAUGUUUACUGAUAUACGUCAAACCAACAAACAACUGGAUCUCCGGUCCUAUCGAGUCAGCACAUUCAGUCCUUAAAAUGAAGAAUUUUUUCUCUUCUAAACAGAAUUAUUACAAUGAAACAGUCAUACUAAUUUGGGUGUGGCCUUUUGGGCAGACUUUUGAACUGAAAUCCUGCCAGACAUUGUUUAAUAUUCAUGGGUGCCACCUUACUACUGACCGCACACUGUACAACAAAUCUCAUGCUGUCCUUCUUCACCACAGAGACAUUAGCUGGGACCUCACUAACCUGCCCCAACAGUUGAGGCCACCUUUUCAGAAAUGGAUUUGGAUGAAUCUGGAAUCGCCAACACAUACACCACAGAAAAGUGGCAUUGAGCACCUAUUUAACCUGACUCUAACUUACAGGCGCGAUUCAGACAUUCAGGUGCCGUAUGGCUUCAUGGUAGUAAGCACAAAACCAUUUGAGUUCGAGGUUCCAAGCAAAGAUAAGUUCGUCUGCUGGGUUGUUAGCAACUGGAACCCAGAACAUGCCAGAGUCAAAUAUUACAAUGAACUUAACAAAUACAUUGAAAUUAUAACGUACGGGCAAGCUUUUGGAGAAUACCUGAGCGAUAAAAGUCUACUUCCAACUAUUUCAUCUUGCAAAUUUUAUUUGUCUUUUGAAAAUUCCAUUCACAAAGAUUAUAUAACAGAAAAACUUUAUAAUGCAUUGUUGGCUGGAUCUGUGCCCAUUGUACUGGGACCUGCUAGAGAAAACUACGAGAACUACAUUCCAGCAGAUUCCUUUAUUCACGUGGAAGAUUUUCUCUCUCCAAGAGAAUUAGCUGAUUAUCUUUUAAUGCUGAACAAAGACACAGAACAAUACCUGAGCUACUUCAACUGGAGGAAACAUUUUACAGUCAAUAUGCCACACUUCUGGGAAUCGCAUGCAUGCUUAGCGUGUGACCAUGUUAAAAGACAUCAAGAAUACAAAUCAGUUGGGAAUCUAGAGAAGUGGUUCUGGAACUAAACCAUAACAUUUUACUAACGCAAAUUGAAGGGAGAAAAAUAAAAAUACCAGCGUUUCAGUGCUUUGUCCCACAGUUCAAUGCUCUGGCAAUUGUAUUAAUUAAAUGUCAAAUUUGAAAAUUCAACUUUUCACCUUGAAAUCAUUAGCCUUAUUUUUGGCCAUCCUUUGUGUAGCUGUUUGUGUAUGUAUCAAUUUUAAUGUAUAGCUUAGGCAUUUUUCAUGCACUUUUUAGCACUUGAUGAACUUGAUGUGCAUCUUGUAACAUUUUAAAAUCAGCAAUUUGUAUGUGUUUUUUGUGUAUAUUUGUUAUAGGAAAUCUAAGUGCAUCUGAUACUGUAUACCAGAUGGGAAUAAUUUAUUAUUAUAAUAUGUAUUUUUUUUUUUUCGUAAAUAGAUGUUUAAUGUUCAGGUUGAGACAAUGAAAAAACUGGGCAAUCUUGGUAGUAUGUUUCCACAUACUAUAAAAUAUGUGCGGCUUCAAUGUGGUUAAAUACUGUAUAUUCUGUACUAUAAGUUUAACAAGUAUCAGCUAAGCCACUAUUAAUACCGCAAAGCCAUCUGUCAUCAUUGAUAAAUCACAGAUAAUUUUUUAGAUGUCUCGCUUUUCCGAUCAUAUUGAUCAUUUAGUUUAACAUUUUUUUUUUCUUGUUUGGUUAGAUGUCUUCAAAUGUGUCUGGCUUCCUUGUAUUUUCUUAAGGGAGUCAUGAUCUUUAUUUUCUUACAAAGAAUUAAGAGUACCAAUGCAAUAUUUGUAAGGCUUUUGAAGAAAAGUUGCUUGUCCCAACUGCAAGUCUGGUUCUGCUGAGAGAAUAUAAAAUAGUGGAUAGAAAUAGUACAUAAUGUAUGUUUAAUUAAAGGACCAGUAACAUCAAAAAAUUAAACUUCUUUAAAGUAAUAAAAAUAUAAUGCAGUGUUGCCCU